UGUUCAAGAUGAAGGCUCCUUGCUGCCACGCCUGACGCCCCAGUGCGCUUAACAGAACAAGCAGUCCUGACCUGGCAACAUACGAAUGGCCCAGGGAAGCCACCAGAUUGAUAUUCAGGUUUUGCAUGACCUGCGCCAGAAGUUCCCUGAAGUCCCAGAGGGUGUUGUCUCCCAGUGUGUUCUGCAGAUACUUAUUGGUGCCAGCAGAUUUGGUCCAUUCGUAACAAGCAGCAAGUUAAACCAUUUCAUUAACAACAACAACCUGGACGCCUGCUGUGAAUACUUGUCCCAGGUCAGUCCGGGCUACCUGUACAGUGAAGAAGGAAACCUCAGCUUCUCCGACGACCCCGGCUUCAUUAGGCUUCGUAAUCAUAUGACCCAGUUGAACCUGGGCCUGCAGUCUCAGAAUGUGCAUUUGGCCCCGGUUCGGGACAGCCUGAGAAUGAACGGCAGUCGGACUCUGGCCCACAGCCUGAGUGACGGGCCCCUUCAGACAGGACAGGCCCCCAACAGUGACUUCUUUCAGCAGGAGCCACAGUCAGCCCCAGUGCAGGUGCCCUCCAGCAUCAAUGUGUUUGGUGUGAUGGAGCCAACUCGUAAACCGCAGCCCCCCCAACACCUAGGACUCUACCCUCUGGGUGUCAAAGGAACAACUAUGGGUGUCCAGCAGACCCCACGCUUCAACCCCAUCACCGUGACGCUAGCCCCCCAUAUUCAGACAGGACGCAACACCCCCACUUCUCUGCACAUACACGGCGGGCCCCCUUCGGGCCUCAACAGUCCACAGGGUAACUCCAUCUAUAUCCGGCCCUAUGUGAGCCAGUCUGCUGCGAGCCGGCAGAACCAGCCGCAGGGGGGCCGGGCCCAGUACAGCCCCACCUCCCAGCCCCAGCAGCAGAUCUACCAGAUCUCACACCCCUCCUCCCUGUCGGGCACCUGGUCUAGCCCUCAGCACGCCUCGUCCUCACAUACCUCACAGCACCAGACCUCUCAUGUCUACAUGCCAAUCAGCUCCCCCACAAACCCCCAGGCCCCCUGCAUUCUUCCCACUGCAACCCAGGCCUCUUCCUCUGGUGUCUCCUCAUGCUCUUCCUCCUCCUCCUCCGUCAUGCCCACCUCCCUGUCGACCAUCAGUCAGUACAACAUCCAGAACAUCUCCACCGGCCCCAGAAAGAAUCAGAUAGAGAUUAAACUAGAAUCCCCUCAGAGAAACAACUCCACGACCACGACAGCCGUGCUGCGGACGAGCAGCGGGGCCCGCUCCUCCUCCGCCUCUUCCUCCUGCCCUUCCUCUUCAUCCACUUCAACUGGGGUGGCUACGGUCCCCAGCACCCCUCUGUCCAUCGGAGGCCCCGGUCUGAGCCGCAGCCAGCCCACUGUUUACAUCUCUGCCAGCCCCCCUGCUGCAGCCCCAGCGGCCUGUGAGGAGGCGGCCUUGGCCCCUGCCGGCGCUCGAUCCCAGCCCAAGUUUUACAUUUCUGCCAAUGCCUCCAGCGACGAUAGUGGUGGUGGUAGGAACCCUCCCACAGUCUACAUCUCAGCCAACCCUCCCAUGCAGGGACCCUCAGGGGCCAGGAACAUGGGGGGCCAAGUGAGCAUGGGCCCUGCCUACAUCCACCACCAUCCACCUAAGUCCCGUGCCUCUUUAGGAGGGGGAGGCACAGCUUCCUCCCCACGUGUUGUGGUAACUCAGCCCAACACCAAGUACACUUUUAAAAUCACAGUUUCCCCCAAUAAGCCCCCGGCUGUGUCCCCUGGAGUCGUGUCCCCAACUUUUGAGCCCAACAACCUCCUCAGCCUCCCCGCCGACCACCACUUUGUUGAGCCCGACCCCCUCCACCUCUCCGACCCGCUGUCGCCUCACAGGGAGAGGCCGAGCGAGCCGCGCCGACUCAGCAUGGGCUCUGAUGACGCUGCGUACACACAAGCGCUGUUGGUCCAUCAGAAGGCACGAAUGGAGAGGCUGUGGCACGAGCUGGAGCUGAAGAAGAAGAAACUGGAGAAGCUAAAAGAGGAGGUGAACGAGAUGGAGAGUGACCUGACCAGGAGACGGCUGGAGAGAUCCAGCUCCGCCUCCCAAAUCCCUUCUAUUGAGGAAAUGAAGCAGUUGAGAUGCAAAAACAGGUCCCUGCAGAUCGACAUUGACUGCCUCACCAAAGAAAUUGAUCUCCUUCAAACAAGAGGACCACACUUUAAUCCCAGUGCAAUCCAUAAUUUUUAUGACAACAUUGGAUUCCUCGGUCCUGUCCCACCCAAACCCAAAGGUACUUUAUCUCUUGACGUAGGCACCAAGGCAGUGAAGCCCCUGGCAGAGCAGGAGGAGGACGAGGGGACGCAGUGGAGCUGCACCGCCUGCACCUUCCUCAACCACCCCGCCCUCAACCGCUGUGAACAGUGCGAGUUCCCGCGGCACUUCUGAGCCUACAAGGCCCCCUCCUCUGCCAUCCUGUCCGCACCAUAACACCAGAGAGAAGGAAGAAGUUCUUCUUCGGUUUCUUCGUCGUAUCAACUGGUACGGGGCUCGCUCAUCGUGCGUCCUGUUCCCCUUUUUUUUCCAAUGCUCCCACUGAAGGUCUGACAGGAUGGUGUUCACAGAGGAGGACCAGACCUCAGCUGAGAGACUCAGAGGGGGCGGCGGGGGAAACUUUAUCCCGGGAUACCUCGCUGCUCCCACUUACAGUAUUACAAGUGUGGCCCAGCAGUGUGACCACACACACACACACACACACACACACACACACACACACACACACACACCCCACACAUAGGUACCUAUGUGCCUUUUGUUGAUUGCAUUGGGUUUUUCUUGCUCUGUGGUGGCCUGUUCAGCCACUGCUCUCCAUCUGAAGGGAAUCCUGACGGACUGAUCGAGGACUUUAAAGUGUGUUUGCUGUCUGUAGAGGAUGUCAAAGGGGGGUAUUGCUAACUGCCACUCUCAUGUGCCUCUUGUCCUCCCUCUUCUGUGCCUUGGGUCACGAGUUAAUCAAAAGAAAGAAAGUUGCAUGCUUGUGUACAGUACAUGGAGGCAGAAGCUCCCCUUGAGCUUUUAACUGUACAUCAUUUUAGAAUGUGCCUUGAAAGCCUCCCUCCUCACACUAUGACUUAUAUUUCCUGUAAGUAUAGCUUUAUAGACUUUAUUAAUGUUUUUGUCUUGUUUUGUUCCCCUCUUCCAAACAAAUAAGCACCAUGCUCCCUUUCUAAGUGUUUGAUUUCUGUGAGAGUUGAAGCCUUGCAGAAGGAGAGGAACAGAGUAAGACCCCUGCAGUCAUCAUGAAGCUGCGUCUGCUCAGCGCUCGUGUGGCGCCCAGCUUCCUGUGUACCACCGCACAGCAGCAAAGAAGAAGGCUAUGGAGGGCUUCUUUUUCCUUUUUUCAGGAUGCCAAAUAUUUCAGGAGGGGGAGGGGAGGGGUCAAAAAGCUAAAUGAAACACUGCCAUCUUAUCUGACAACUGGAAUGUAGGUUUGAUGUUUUGGGGAGAGCUUCACCUCAGUGCAAAGAGACACUCAUCCUCCAGUCCCAUCAGGAAGUGACUGCAGCUCUGAAACAGCUGAUUUGGUUCAAAGUGGCAUGUUGCUCUGCAGCUGAUGGAGUCCUGUGAGGUUACGAAGAUCAAAGUAUUCCUAUGAUGUAAAAAAUACUCAUAUACAACAGGUCACAACACAACUGUCCAGUUUGUAUACUCUUAUUUGGCUCAUUUCAUCCUCCUAAGCUUUUAUUGAUGAGGGUGUCUCUAAAGUUUACUUAUUGUCAUUAACUUACCUUAACUGUGGAGUAGUUACUUAGUUUUGUUUUUUCCACACUUGUGAAAUGUUGCCUUGCAUCAGUGCCUUUGGAACUAUUGAAUUUGUAUUGAUCAUCUAUUCUGUCACAUCCAAGUGCCCUUUUAUCAAAGCAAAAUGUUAGUUGUUGAAACCCAUUUAAAAGUAGAUGAAUUAUUGUCUCUUAAGCACUUACGCCAUACUUUUCUUCAAAGAAACCAGUUUUCAUCUUCAUCUGCACCUUGGUGUAUGUUUUAUUAAAUUGACAAAAAGUUAUUUGGAUAUCUAAAGUGUUUUUUUGAUUUUAGCUGGGAAAACUGUCUUUGUAACAGAUAAGUUAUUUGUAAAAAAUAAUUAAAAAAAUCUAUUCUGA
This is a messenger RNA of Notothenia coriiceps (black rockcod), 4131 nucleotides long. RefSeq names its product TGF-beta activated kinase 1 (MAP3K7) binding protein 2 (gene tab2). The transcript is spliced from 7 exons. Gene Ontology annotation, molecular function: K63-linked polyubiquitin modification-dependent protein binding; ubiquitin binding. Lineage: Eukaryota; Metazoa; Chordata; Actinopteri; Perciformes; Nototheniidae. The coding region runs from base 86 to 2419 and encodes 777 amino acids. Gene Ontology annotation, biological process: positive regulation of protein kinase activity; positive regulation of canonical NF-kappaB signal transduction. The record is from RefSeq and is a predicted model, not a curated record.